CGGGGCCCGAGCCGAGGCGGGAGAGGUGCGGAGCGGAGCGGGAUGGAGCCGAGCGGGAUGGAGCCGAGCCCCGGGCUGCAGGAGACGUCACCGAGCCAGGCACCGGGAAGGGCUGUGCCAUGCCUGCGCUGCCAAGGGACCUGCCCAGGCUUCCAGCCACACUCCUGGAGGAAGGUGUGCCGCAGGUGCGGGUGCAGCCGGGAGGAGCACAGCCUGUGCCCGGAGCUGCAGGAGGACCAGAAGCUGGGCCGGCUGCUGAGCGGCUCCCGCUACGCCUGGCUCACCACGCGGCCCCGCGGCGCCGCCGGCCUGCGCCUCUACAAGCGCAACCGCAUGAUCGUCACCAACCCCAUCGUGUCCCGCAAGGACCCCUCCUUCAGCACCCUCACCUACGAGUGGGCACCGCCCGGCCUCACCCAGAAGCUGGCCACACAGUACAUGGAGCUGAUCCCCAAGGAGAUGCAGCCGGUGGCAGGCACGGCUGGCGCCUGGCAGCGGCGGCAGCAGCUGGUGAGGCAGCUCCCACUGCACGACCAGGACCCGGCCCAGUGCCGUGGCCUCGCCGAGGGAGAGCUGCAGCUGAUGGAGGACUUCAUCAGGAGCUACAAGGCUGAGGCCCUGGGCGUCGGGGAAGUGGCACUGCCAGGCCAGGCCGGUGGUGCCAAGGAGGAAGGGAAGCCUCAAGACAAGAGCGACUCUGCCACCAAGCCCCCCGAGUCCACCAACGGGGCCCUGGAGUCUGCAGCAGGACACUAUCGCUGCGAGGGCUGCCAGCAGGCGGUGCCCGGGGACUGCCCGGUGGUGUACGCGGAGCGCGCCGGCUACGAGCGCCUCUGGCACCCUGCCUGCUUCGUCUGCUGCCGCUGUGCCCAGCCCCUGGCCGACCUCAUCUACUUCUGGAAGGGAGGAGCAGCCUGGUGUGGCCGACACUACUGCGAGAGCCUGCGCCCGCGCUGCGCCGGCUGCGACGAGCUCAUCUUCUCAGAGGACUACCUGCAGGUGGAGGGCACGGCCUGGCACAAGAAGCACUUUGCCUGCCUGGAGUGUGAGACGCUGCUGAGCGGCCAACCCUUCGUGCUGGAGCAGGGCAGCCUCCUGUGCGCCAGCUGCAGCCGGGGCAGGCGCCCCUGAGCCCGCGGGGCUGGGCUCCGCCAGCGGCCGGAGGAGGCUGCAGCCGCGCAGAAGCUCUCUGCUGGCUUGCGAGCAGCAGGAGGCUGUGUCCCUGGGCAGGACACCAGGGCAGUGCCAGCUGCUGAGGGUGCUCGGUGCAGGCUCUCUCCAAGCUGCUGCUGACUCAGCCCCUGCCGCAGUCCCUGGGAAACUGCACAUCUCAGAAGUGACUUCUGGCCUCCUACCCUGCAGUGUGCUCCCAGCAAGGCUUGCUGCUGUCUGCCCUGGGAGAGCCACACUGCAGGUCUACCUGAGCGGGCUGCUGCCAGCCCCCCGCAGCCACGGCUCUGAGGAGCCACAGGGGUAAAGCCACAGCCAAGUGCAGCUGCAGCUUGCUUCUCCUUGGGAAGGUGAGGCCCGGCUGGGAGGCAGGGUGGGUGGCCUGACCCUGGGGAGGUGGGAAGGGAGCAGCUGAACCCGUGUGAGAGCUUCAGGGGGUCCUGGUGCCCAGCCAUGCCCCAGGGAGGUCCCCCCCGGAGCAGCUUUGUGUUCCCACCCUGCUGGGGGCCAGGAAGGAUUUUGGGUCUGGGGCAUGUUUUGGGCUGGGCUUGGCCAGAAGGUCAUGGCAGCGUUCUCCAGCUCUGCUGAGGUGGCAUCUGUGCUGGCAGGCUGCCUCGCCACUACAGCAGCAACCCCCUCCAGGUGCUGGGCAGCUGGCACCCUCCAUCCCCUUGCAGGUGGCUUGACCCUGCCCUGCUCUUUGUCCUGCAGCUCUCCCAUCCCUCAGGGAAGGGGUGAGACAAUGGCACAGGUUGCCCGGGGAGGUGAUGGAUGCCCCCUCCCUGGAGGUGUUGGAGGCCUUGAGCAGCCUGGGCUGGUGGGAGGGGUCCCUGCCCCUGGCAAGGGCUUGGAACUGGAGGACCCCGAAGGAGCAAACCCAGAGGUGUGUCACAGGGAUGGGCUGAGGGCAAAGAGAGGUCUGUGGCUUGGCAAGGACCUUCUGCCCUGCUGUGUCCACUCCAGUCUGCCACACAGAGCUCCUGGCUGAGGACAGCUCUCCCCUGGCUGGAUGUGUCUGUGGCCUGCAGCUGCUGCAGGCUCCUUGGGCGCCAGGGGAGAGUCAGGGCGCAGCACUCCUGCUCCCCCAGGGGCUCCUUCCCUGCCCGCAGCACAGGGCUCUGAGGGGACAGUGUCACCAGCCCCCGGCCCAGCCACCUCCUGCAGCGCUCUGCGGUGUCCCUGCCCCUCCGCGGCGGUGUCCCAGCCCCUGGCACCGCUGAGCUGGGCUCAGCUCUGCACUGCUCUGUUGCACGCAGCAGCCUCUGCUGGGCAGAGGGGGAGGUGACCUCUUCUCCUCUGCCUCCUCCUCCUCCUCUUCCCCGUGCCUGACACCGCAUGAGAACGUUCCUGAGGCUUCCAAUAAACCAUUUCUGGGCA
Molecule: messenger RNA, 2547 nt
Organism: Pogoniulus pusillus (Red-fronted tinkerbird)
Lineage: Eukaryota; Metazoa; Chordata; Aves; Piciformes; Lybiidae
Gene: LMCD1
Product: LIM and cysteine rich domains 1
Exons: 6
Coding region: 43-1131 (362 amino acids)
Cellular component (GO): nucleus
Molecular function (GO): zinc ion binding; transcription corepressor activity
Source: RefSeq, a predicted model, not a curated record